GCAGAAACAAAAACCGCCUCCCCCCCUCCUGCAGAAAGACAUAAUGUGCACCAGCUGGAGUUGGGUGCUGCUGACAGGGAGCAGUGGGUUAAGUUGCUGCUGUGCAGGCUCAGUGAGUGGAGCUCAUUCUAGCACUCUGUCCUGCCCUUGGAGCCAGCAUUCAUUAGCCUGCACUGAUCUGGUUAAGGGAUUUAGUGAAGAGGCAGAUCUCCCUCCAGCUGAUCCAGUUACAGUGUGUAUCCAUUGCUGAAUCCAAAUGGCAACAAAGAUAGAUAAAGAGGCUUGCAGGGAGGCUUAUAACCUGGUGAGGGCUGACACCAAUGGCAUCAGCUGGUAAGUUUCAUUCAUUCAUUUUAUUCCAGCUAUCCAUUGUUAUGUACCCAGCUCUCUCCUAUAGCAUCACUCCCAUACCUGGGAUCUCUCUCCUAGAUCACUCCCAUACCUGGGAUCUCUCUCCUAGCUCUGUGUUAUCACUCCCAUACCUGGGAUCAGGGAGUAUCUUAUAACCUGGUGAGGGCUGACACCAAUGGCAUCAGCUGGUAAGUUUCAUUCAUUCAUUUUAUUCCAGCUAUCCAUUGUUAUGUACCCAGCUCUCUCCUAUAUCUCUGUGUUAUCACUCCCAUACCUGGGAUCUCUCUCCUAGCUCUGUGUUAUCACUCCCAUACCUGGGAUCUCUCUCCCAUAGCUCUGUGUUAUCACCCCCAUACCUGGGAUCUCUCUCCUAUAGCUCUGUGUUAUCACUCCCAUACCUGGGAUCUCUCUCCCAUAGCUCUGUGUUAUCACUCCCAUACCUGGGAUCUCUCUCCUAUAGCUCUGUGUUAGCACUCCCAUACCUGGGAUCUCUCUCCUAUAGCUCUGUGUUAGCACUCCCAUACCUGGGAUCUCUCUCCUAUAGCUCUGUGUUAGCACUCCCAUACCUGGGAUCUCUCUCCUAUAGCUCUGUGUUAUCACUCCCAUACCUGGGAUCUCUCUCCUAUAGCUCUGUGUUAUCACUCCCAUACCUGGGAUCUCUCUCCUAUAGCUCUGUGUUAUCACUCCCAUACCUGGGAUCUCUCUCCUAUAUCUCUGUGUUAUCACUCCCAUACCUGGGAUCUCUCUCCUAUAUCUCUGUGUUAUCACUCCCAUACCUGGGAUCUCUCUCCUAUAGCUCUGUGUUAUCACUCCCAUACCUGGGAUCUCUCUCCUAUAGCUCUGUGUUAUCACUCCCAUACCUGGGAUCUCUCUCCUGUAUCUGUGUGUUAUCACUCCCAUACCUGGGAUCUCUCUCCUAUAGCUCUGUGUUAUCACUCCCAUACCUGGGAUCUCUCUCCUUUAUCUCUGUGUUAUCACUCCCAUACCUGGGAUCUCUCUCCUAUAGCUCUGUGUUAUCACUCCCAUACCUGGGAUCUCUCUCCUAUAGCUCUGUGUUAUCAUCACUCCCAUACCUGGGAUCUCUCUCCUGUAUCUCUGUGUUAUCACUCCCAUACCUGGGAUCUCUCUCCUGUAUCUCUGUGUUAUCACUCCCAUACCUGGGAUCUCUCUCCUAUAUCUCUGUGUUAUCACUCCCAUACCUGGGAUCUCUCUCCUGUAUCUCUGUGUUAUCACUCCCAUACCUGGGAUCUCUCUCCUAUAGCUCUGUGUUAGCACUCCCAUACCUGGGAUCUCUCUCCUAUAGCUCUGUGUUAGCACUCCCAUACCUGGGAUCUCUCUCCUAUAUCUCUGUGUUAGCACUCCCAUACCUGGGAUCUCUCUCCUAUAGCUCUGUGUUAGCACUCCCAUACCUGGGAUCUCUCUCCUAUAGCUCUGUGUUAGCACUCCCAUACCUGGGAUCUCUCUCCUAUAGCUCUGUGUUAGCACUCCCAUACCUGGGAUCUCUCUCUAUGUGAUAUGGGAGGACAGGUAACUGGGAUCUCCAACUCAGUAACUGCUCCUAACUAGCAACAUGACUGAUUGAAACAGCCAGAGACAGUCAAUGGUUUUUGGAUCCAUGUUUAGAAUCUUUCUGGCUAUUGUACAGCCCCAGUAACAUCGUAAGAGAUGCUGAGAGGGGUAGUUUAAACAGAUUCUGGGAUGUUUGAUUGUAUUGAUAUGUAUAGUGUAUCUUGUGCUUUCUUUAACCCUUUUACUGUACAGCGCUACAGACCAUGUUGGUGCAUUUAGUAAUUUUAUACAUUAUAAUGGUAAUUUAAAUUUUGUGUCUGCUAGUGAUAUGUGUCCAUUCAUGUCUAUUAAUGUUGUUCCAGGGUAACAUUUAAAUAUGAUGGCCCUACAAUAGUACCAGGGGAUCAAGGUUCAGAAUAUGAAGAAUUUGUAAAUGCCUGUUCAGGUAAGAAGCCAUACUUACCUGUGUGAUCCCACUGAUGUCUGCUCACACCAUUCGUGUGUGUGUGUGUGUGUGUGUGUGUGUACUGAGUUUGCAGGAUUGAUUCUACAUGUUAUUCUCUUUCUGUUGCAGAAUGUAAUCAGCAGCCAAAAAUGUGUGUUAGAUUAUGACCUCCGGCUAUAUGCUAGGAAUGUCAAUUCAUCUGACUUGUUCAGCCCUGCCCUCCAGAGCAUGGAAAUUGGGCUAACUGGAAUAGAACUCAUUGGGAGGGCUCAUGGACAAAAUUAUAUACAAUAUAAUAUCUUCUUUAUAACCGUAUAUAAUAAUAAUACUGGCUGCAUGAUUACCUCUUGUUAAUCUUUUAAUAGUUACAAAGUACAAGGUAUUUGUAUAUAAAUCACUGGAUGGGGAGAUAGCUCAGUGGAUAGAGCUCCAGUCACAGUCAGCCAUUCAUCCAUCCAAGGUCUAUUAAAUGUGCACAAUACAACUGACUAAUAUAAUAUUGAGAGGACAAGACACACGAUUCAGUACUUUGAUAUUAUUAUAUGCACAAUUAACUGUUCAAACGUUAGAGUCUCCAGUCUGAUUCCCAGUAGGGUCAGUGCAAAUCUCCUUUCUUUUUAGGUCAGUAAAGUGUGAGUUUCAUACACUGUAGCUUUAUAUAGAAUAGGAUCCGCUCUUACCAAUCGUGGAUUAAUUCUGUCUUCAUAUUAUAUAUCUAUCUCAUUCUGAUUGGGCGAUGCCAACGUUGGUGUGUAGGAAAACCCCUUUUUAUAUUGGAGUAAGUUUCCCCAGAUAACAGGGGACGGCAAGGGUUAACAGGUAAAUUUAAUUGACAUUUCUAUGACAGUUUCUGUCGCACAUCCCCUCACUCCCCGCCCACCUUACCCCUCCCCCACUUCUCCUAAUAGAUGAAUAAAUUGGGAGAAACGAGUCCUUUCUUGUCUGAACUGUUCGAGAAGUAGCCACUCCUUUAUGUCCAUUCCACCGUUACACCUAAUGCUAUCAUAGACCAUUUUCAUUCCCAUUUAUUGAUUGAUUAUGGUAGUAUUGGGAUAGUGUAAGGUAGAACAUCUUUAGCCAAUGAAAUAUUAGAAUAUUCAUAGUUCCUGUUCAAACUUCUGGGUUUUCAGUUUGAUUCCCUGCAGAGUCAUCUCAGCCCUUUAUCGUUCUGGGGUCUGUAAGGUGUGCACCCCAGGACAUACCGGAAUACUGAAAAAAUCGAGCCAUAUCCUUCCUUGACUACUUUCAUUUCAUUUGUUUCCUGUGUUUUACCCACAGAGACCCUUGGAUCACAAGACAUGUCAUGUCACAAUAAUGUCAAACUUGCAGAAAAUGCCAUACCGUCUCUCCGAUGAGUAAUCAUUACAUAGUUUAAAUGUCUUUUAAUAAGAAAGCGAUUAAUGUGUUGCUGGCUUGUAUCUGUGGUAUUUGAGAGAAAUUUUCCAUGCUGUCGUUUGGAUUAUUAAUGCACAUUUUGGCACAUGCUUCACUUUAUCUGAUCACUAAUUGAAAAGCUUGCUUGAUUUAUUCCGUAACGAGGACUCUCAAUUCGAAACCCAGCAUGCAAAGCCAACAAAUAGUUUUUCUUUGGUUUUAUGUCCUGACACUUAUUACUCAGCAGAUCAAAUGAUUAGCCGAUUCUCUGAUGUUUGUGUUUCGGGUACAGCAGACAUUGGGGUAUAGUUGGGGUCCUUUCCACCCACCAGAUGAAUCCUGUGUUUGCAGAAAGCCAUGGCCAUUGUUUUUAAUUGAUGGCAAUGGAGAAUUCUGACAUGAAAUGAAUUCUUUGGAUCAGGUUUGGCUGGGUUAUAUAUACUAGACACCAGUCCCAAAUUCCCAAACUGUGCUCAAUACCUUCUAAUAUAUGGACUGGCUCAUUCGUCCGCAUAGAAUAGACCGUGAUCAGAAAGCAUUGUAUAAUGUGUUUUCCUGUAUUCAGGAAAGCAUUGACACAGAGCGUUCAGGACGUAGCCAUUUCACAAGUCUAUCCCAGUGGAGAUAUUUACCAAACCUGGACAUUGAGAACUUGAAUGGUGCGCUUACCAAUCACAUGUCCGCAAACCGACCGACAUUUCUCAAAUUUUUAAAUUUUAAUUGAAACUUUCAGAUGCUAUCUAGGCCCGUCCUUAAUUUCUCUGUUAUAAUCUAGUCCCUGGUAUCAAAUUGUUAGUUUAUUAAUACAGUUGUAUUCAGUUUCAUAAUCAUUGAUUUGGUUACGUAUUCUCAUUAUCCUGCUUUAUAACAUCAAACAUGGCAUCACCAUGUUAUAAAAAAAAGUUAAUUUCGUAAUUGGAGCAUCCUAUAUUGAAAUCUGAUUUUAUAAGCUGCACCCCAAAUCUUUAAAGAACCCUACAGGAGCACAGACAUGUAUUUCUGACAAUACAGUUCCUGUUCAGGCGACCAGCCCCGCUGUUAUCAUGCUGAAAUGGCGAUUUUAUUCCCACACUGAGACUGGUGAUGAUCUCCCAUAGGAAAGCUUUGAAAAGCUAUUGCACGUGUGCUGCAAAUCACAGCGCUGUGCCAAUCCGCAUAGAGAUGAGUUGAGUCUUUGUAUCUACAGGGAACAUUCAAGACCACCACACAGAGAGUGUGGAGAAGGUGAACGCCAGUGUUGCACACUGUGCAACACUGAUACAGGAAGCACCUCUAGUGGCCGUCUGAGUGACUGCACCUAGAGGUGUUAUUAGUCAGCAUUUACGUUGAAAAGCCUGCAGGGUCAGACUAUAGACAGCAGAACCACAUCAUAAAGCUGUAGUGGUUCUCGUUACUAUAGUGUCUCUUUAAACUAGUCAUCGUUUCAUGUUGCUAAGCAGUCUCUAAUUUGUAUUUGUUGGCCAAGGACCAAUUAUAAGUGAACACUGGUAGGAAACCGUUCUGAGAAAAACAGAACUUUGCUGCCAUCCACCUGGGGGAUACCACUCAAUCCACCCACGUAGUAUCAAGGGGCACUAUACUAUUGUUUUGUUUUUUUGUUUGUUUUUUUUUCUCAAAAAGCUGCCUGUUGCUAAACAAAAAAUAAAAAAAACAACAAAACAAAAGACUAAUAUUGUCCUGCCCCACCCCAACCUAUGGGGAUCAGGGCGCAAGGGUUUCAUAUCUGGGGUUUUAGCCCACAAAGCCCCACCUUAGCGAUGCCAAUACUUCAAAGGAAAAAAUACCUUUUCCCUCUCCUCUCUCUUGACCAACCAAGACAGAAUGAGAUAAAGUCGAGUAUUUAUUCCAUACGGCUGAACAAAGUUUUUGUUCUAAGCCAAUGAUCCCUUUAUAGCAAUAAAAUGCUCUAAGAAGGCGAGUUGAAAAUUCCUCCCAAGCUGUGUUUGCAGCGAAGGAACCUCUGUGACUUGUGUUAAAACAUCGUUUGCUUCCUUUUCCUGUGUUUCGCGAUUUCCUGCUGCGAUGGAUACGUUCUAUCCCAAGCUUCCCUCAUUCAAUGUGCAAGGCUCUGACAACGUCAGCGUUUAACAUUGUGGCCUGAUCACCCCCUUCUGUUAACAAUGACUAAACAUUAGUCAGGCAUCCAGGAAGUGAAAAGGCUUAGAUCUCUCUUUAGUCGAGUUUUGGUCACUGGGUUCAUUUAAUACAGGCAGGUAGCAGAAUUCAAAUAGAACGAAUACUAUCUAACCAAGAAAAGGACACUAAUAGCUGGAAUCUGAGCAGUCUAAAUUCACUGUGGUAUAACGUUAGCGUUCUUGGAAUAUUUUUAUUAAACCAUUUAUAUAGCUCCAGCAUGUUGUGUGUGUGUGUGUGUGUUUUUUUUGUUUGUUUUUUUUUUGUUUUUUUUGACAAUUCUAGAAAUGGGAUAUUUAUAGGCCCUGCUCAAAUGAGCUAACCAUCAAUAUAACUGCGUUCUGAGAUCAAAUAUUGAUCUCUGACCAGAUAUAGCACAAAGUAAAAAACGCCAAGGGCAGUCUCUGAUCUACUUAAAUAAAAAAUGGGAAAAAAAAAUGUUUUAUUUGAUAAAUAAAAGUAAGAUGAUUUUAAUGUAUUUUUAGAAGUGGCAAUACCCAACUUGUACCCUGGAAAGUCAAUUCUUUUUAGAUACUAUUUAGAUGUUUUAGGCAACUCUUGAUAUAUUAAGUAGAACUAAUUAAUUGUAGGACUUUUUUUUUUAAAUGUGUAAACUAUUCCUGGUUGGAAAAACAUUUAAAAACUGACACUAGUAUUUCUUUCUCAAAGUAUUGUCUCGUUAGCCUAUUUUAACUUUGCUUGUUAUUGAGAAUAGGAAAUAAAAGAAACGAGCUAUUAAUGUAAAACGGGUUUCCUUUUUUUAUAACUUCUCUUCUAUUAUUGUCUUUGUCCAUUUUAACUCUUUUAAUCUUAACAUAUAGCUAAUUCCACUCCAAGCGUCGACUGCAAUCAAAUCCAAUAUCGUAAACAUAGGAUAGGCACAACUUGUAAUUACAGUGAUGUCUUGUCAAAGCUCUUCUCCCGCUCACACUGUAAUUAUCCCCCCAUGGGGACUGGGUGACAUGCGCAUAAUCCUGUGUAUGUCUUUUCAGAUCAUCGUUUGUUGUAAUUAUAAUAACAGGAGUGCAAUCUGUUUUUUGUGUGUGUUUGUGCAGAUUCUAGAUUCACCUGUUGCAUUCUACACACGACAUCCAACACUGCGCUCUAACCUCACGCUGAUUUUAUUCCAACAAACUCAUGUUAGAUCUAGACAGAUGUGGUCUGAUUCUUUAUUUUCUACAUGUUGGCUCUGGGGGAAACUCUAUAUUAAAGUACAUUUUCUUUAUAACUGUUGGUGUCCUAAAGAGGCAGAUCUGUCACAUUUUUUGUUUGGUUUUGCCUUUCUGCUUUGUAAUGUCAGAAUGUUUAAUUGAUUUCCCUACUGUACGACUUGGCUGAUGAGGUUGGAAAAUAAAAACCGUGUUCACAAACGUUACAGAAUUCUGUUUGUGUUGUCCUGUCGGUGUUUGGGACACUGUGUGCAGAUUACGUCACCUGGUGCUUCUUCAGCUGAAAACUGAUUGGCACAAACUUGUACAGUGUCGCCUUUGUUACACACAGAACUCAAAGACCCAGUCCAAAGAAUACGUGGUAUAUAGUAAAACAUAACCUUUAAAAGACAAAUGUUUAAAAAGUUAUUAACCUAUCGGAUUCGAUUUGUAUUGAUUGUAAACUUAUAACUAAUAUGAUGCCAAUCCAAUAGGUUAAAAACUUUUUAAAUAUUAGACUAUUAAAGGUUAUGCUUUUAAUAUUUACCACAUAUUCCUUUUAUUCUUCAAAUAAUAAGGAAGGCUCAACGCUCGUCUGGUGGUGGACCACAGACACUCCUCGUUUCUUGACACUAUAGGAAUGUUAAUGAAUUUUUUUUGUCUGAAAGACACAGUAGGUUUACCUUGGCACCCAGCAAGCAUGGAAAUGCUAAGAAUUAAAUGGUCAUACAUGGUGUGACUCUUUAGGUAUACCAACUUAAUCCUAACUCUACCAAGUGAAGGCAUCUUCUACCAAUGUUUUAUUCUACAGUAACUGUCAUUUCAUGGAGUAGGCCCAAGCUGGCAAAGCCGGCGUCUGUAUUAUGUCCAAAUGGCCCUGUUAAGGCAGAUGUCCUAGAAUAUCACAAAACUUGGGUAGCAGGGCAGCCUAAAGAGACAGCAAACGUUUCCUGAGAGGUGAUCAGACAUGAACGAGUCUUUAUCUUCCUUGUGUCCCGAGUUCACUCCAUAAAAGUAUCUCUGUGAGAUGAGUGUUUGUACAUCACAAUGCCUGGUUCACUGAUAGAUAUUCUUAUAAUAACCGGUUUUAUUACGCUUUAUGCAAUCAAUAAAGAGUGCCAUUUAGAAUAGAUUUAAUUUUGCGUUUAAAUAUUUAUGAUAUCUUUCAAUCAAAGAUACAAAAAUCAAGGUGAAAUAUGGUAUCAAGCAGACAUAACGUAUAGGAUGCAUUUAAAACCUACUUUUAAAGUGAGUUCCUGAAACGCCUUGGGAUCAUUCCAACGCACUGUUUGCUUUAGCCAGAGAGGUCCACCCAGCCGUGGCCAUUCUGUGCUGGAGAGAACAGGACGUAUUCUACUGGCAAUAAUCCUCUCACCCCAUGCUUUGUUCACGACUUAUUACUGUCACAACUUGUGAUUUUACAGUAGGACACUACAUCAAGAGGUCACUGAUUCCACCAUAACUACUGCUUAAACCAGAUUUACGCUUAACAUGUGUAACGCUAGGCCUAGUUGUUGCUCUGGGGGAGGGGGGAGGGAAUCGUUUCAACUCUCCCACAAUCUACAUCUGUUUAUUAUCCCACUGGAAGUUUUGAUAUCAUACACACUGAUACACAACAUUAUCAUGUUUUAAAAAUUGGGUAUUGUUGCUAUAAUUAGCAUUGUAUACGCCUUGUGUUUUAUUACCCUGUAAUAUUUAGACUGGUUAAGUCCCUGACGAAUUAUUGUUAUUAUUAUUAUUAUUAUUAUCGCCAUUUAUAUAGCGCCAACAGAUUCCAUAGCGCUUUACAAUAUUAUAGAGGGGUUAACUAUAAAUAGGACAAUUACAAGAAAGCUUACGGAACGAUAGGUUGAGGAGGACCCUGCUCAAACGAGCUUACAGUCUUGAAAGAAGAAUUAAUAUAGAAUCCUGGGGGGAACAUUCAGAGGGCGAUUGUUAUGGGGGAUAAUUCAGUAAGUGGGUGUGGAGGGAACAAAUAGGUCAGGUUUUAUAGUUUGCCAAUCUUCAAUUUCAGAUUUAAUUAACUCCACCAGUGAAGAUGCAUGCUGUUAAUUUGAAUACUGAAGUGGUUUUUCUGCGGUGUUCGGCCUCACAUUUGAGUUUUGUAGCCUUGCAGUAAUAGGGUGUUCGUUAAACACUGACUGUGAUAUCUAAUCACUAACAUGUAGGAUAGUUACAAAAACAUCAUAUGAUUUGUCAGAUCAUGCAGAGCAUUGGUGGGUUAUUUAGGGAUAGCACUCUCUGGGAUCUGACGUCUUGACACCGUACUCAUUCUGGACAAAUUACUUGUCCUCAUUCUAGACUAAAGGGACAUUUUUCCUGUAUCCAGUAUGGAGUUAAAAUGGUUUCAGAUUUUUUUUCAGUCCUUGGUUAACCUUUCUCUUAUUCGUAUCUUGUUCCCCUGUCCCUUUUUGUCUUUCUUUCCUUGAAUGACGUGUUUCACACCCAAUGCAUUGUCUGCUGUUGACCUGGGUUCCACUUCCUAUGUAUAAAUACCUAAGCAGAACUUUUAUUAAAUGUUUGUAGCUCGGUUUACUUAACAAACAUCCUUUGCUGAAAUCAUCUUAUUUUCCUGCUGAGCCUCUUAGAAAAAGAAGCUGCUUCCCGGCAUAACUGUUAAAAUUCCUUCUGGCAAGUCAUGAUAAGACCACAGCUGUGUCCGAGCUUACCACAUGUAUUUUUAUUUUAGAUCUUAUACUGGAUUUAAUAGAGGCUGUAAAAAUGCCAUUAAGGAGAGAUUGACAGACCGAGAAUAUAUCUUGUAUUUUUCUGUUACCUGGACUUGCUUGUUAACUUUUUUUCACUUUAUUUUUUUUCUAUUAGAGCUUAAAAUUUGCAAAUGAUUACAGUGAAAUGACAUAUUAAUAAUUCGUUUUCAUCACUUAAUGAAAAGACCACAGAGAGUUCAUUUAAUUGGCCUUCACUGUGGCACUCGUGGUGUUUGACGAGGCAUUUUAAACAAAUUAGCUUUUCCCAUGAUCCCCUAGUACAGCAAUAUUGUCUGGCUGGACAUAUCUUAUCAAACUCGCUAUGUUCCUGAUAGUUUUAACCCUAGAUCAAGCCAGGAGGAAAUCAAAGAAACUCCGUAAAUGUGGUCAGCAACUCUACUUCCACAUUACCUCUGUCUGAUUUAACACUGAGCUUCCAUAGGAAUACAUUAGAGUAUGGAGAUUCAUUGCAAUCCCCCCUGGUUCUGAAAACAUCUUUCUAAUGUUCUAUUAAUCUGUUUAAUGCAGGCAAAAAAAUGUUGGACCCUCAUUCUGCAGUGUCCCUUUAAACACUGAGAAUCACACAAAAAAAACAGAAAGUCAUUAAAUGUGCAAGUGAUCUCUGUAUUAAUGUACUUUCACAAAAAUCACUAACUUGCUGCAAGAUAUCUAAAUACUCUUUGCUCAAACUUGACCAACUCUACGGCAGAGAAAGUGAGAUUGGCAGGGACACCUGUUGCAUCACAUUGUUACAUUUGUGGUGUACUAAGGGAGGGGGGCCGGAGGGGGGGGGUCCACCCCUGGUUCCACACACUAGGGGGAUGCCCGGGGCAGACUGUGUCGGGUCCUGGGUCACUGACCGAGGACUCGACACUAGGAGGGGGCCCGGCGGCUUGUUCGAUAUGCCCCUCCUGCACCUAUCGCAUUGUGCAGACCAUGAGAUUCAUAGUCUGCAGCUCUGCACGCUGCAGAGCUGCAGACUGGGUAUCACCACUGGACCACCAGGGAGCCCACACUGGACCACCAGGGAAUUAAAUAAGGUAUUUAGUCACCCCCCCCCCCUCACUCCCUCUAUCAACCCUCCUCACUCCCUCUAUCAACCCCCCUCACUCCCUCCCACCAUCACCCCAGCUCACUCCCCUCCCACCAUCACCCCCCUCACUCGCGCUCUCACCAUCACCCCCCCAUCACUCGCUCUCACCAUCACCCCCCCUCCCUCGCUCUCACCAUCACCCCCUCACUCGCUCUCACCAUGCAUCACCCCCUUCACUCCCCUCACCAUCACCCCUUCACUCCUCACCAUCACCCCCCUUCCUCCCUCUCACCAUCACCCCCCCCUCUCACCAUCACCCCCUUCACUCCCUCUCACCAUCACCCCUUCACUCCCUCACCAUCACCCCCUUCACUCCCUCUCACCAUCACCCCCUUCACUCCUCUCACCAUCACCCCUCCUCUCACCAUCCCCCCUUCACUCCCUCCCACCAUCAUCCACUCCCUCCACCAUCCCCCCUCCUCCUCCACCAUCCGCCCCUCCCUCCCUCCCACCAUCACCCCCCCUCCCUCUCACCAUCAACCCUCCUUCACACCAUUAUCUACUAUACAAGCACACAUUGCAUUCACUAUACAGACACACACUUAUACAUGUGUAUGUGUGAUGUAUCUGUGUGUGUGUGUGUUUGUCUGUAUGUGUGUAUGACUGUUUCUAUGUAACUGCAUGUGUGUGCCUAUGUGUCUGUGUGUGUGUGUAUGCAUAUGUGAGUGAUUAUGUGCAUUUAUCUCAGCAUUUCGCCUACACUACACACAAAUACAACCCUGCAUCCAAAUGUCAACACUACAUAAAAACACACCACCAUAUUCAAAAACCACACUACAGAAAAAAUGCACGCCUGCAUUCAAAUGCCAAUACGUGCAAACACACCCGUACAUUCACUCACAUACUCCAUUCAAACACUGCGCAGUGCUAAAUAUAUAUUUUUUUUAAAAUGCAAACACUGCUCAGUGCUUGAUACAAGUAAAAAAUGUGUGGGUGUUUUUUAAAAUUUUUAAGCUGCCAAAUGCUCCACGUAUGCCCCUGGGGUCAACUAUCAUCAUUUUGGAAGUGAGAAGGUUAAAUUCAUGUUACUAUGCCCAGUAAGACACCAUCACUGCUGGCUAAGUCUUUGGUCACAUGGAGUCCUCUAAGAGGUUGUCCUCCCAGUACCUUGUCAAGUGCUUCCCAUGGCUUAAUCUCACCCAUCUGUUUGAAAAGAUGUGAUUUUUACAGCGAUUUUUCUUUCUUAGAAUAGAAUUGGUUUGUACUCCCAUAUAAUGAAAUAGAAUUGUGUUUCAGACAGACAAUCUUAUUUACUAUCCAGUAAAGUAAAAAACAGUUUAAUUUUGCAAUAAACGUGUGAUCAUCUGAUCGACAAUGAGUUCCUAGAGGUUAUAGUGACCCAAAUCACAAUCACGAGGCACAUUCUAAGAAAGCUUUUCAAUGCACUGUUGGACUCCGAUGUUACGGUGCUGUGCUGUUAAACAAUACAAGUAAAUCAGGGCUAAGCCUUUCAUAACCAGAGAUCUUUUGUUAUCCGUUAAACUGCAUGAGCUAAUCCUUUUUAUUACCCGAGGGUGGGGGGGAAAAGAAGAGGUAUUUCUGCUGGAAACGUGAUAAGAAGCCUGUUUUUAUCAUUUAAUAAAAUCUCACGUCUCUUCCCCUCUUUGCAGAUGACAUUCGGCUGUACGCAUACAUCCGAUUUACCACUGGGGAUGCCAUGAGUAAAAGAACUAAGUUUGUCUUAAUAACCUGGAUCGGUGAAAAUGUCGGUGGACUCCAGAGAGCUAAAACUGGCACUGACAAGACACUGGUAAAAGAUGUAGUACAGGUAAUUACCCAAUGGACAGCCAGAAAACACUGUGUUAUGUAUUGUGCUCAUGGUUUACUGCGCAUGUUCCUUAUUAAUUGUGUGAGUAAAUGGACCUGGUGGACAGCGGGGAGGGAGGGCUUAUGAAAGCUAUUAAACCUUCAGUUCUCAUUGGGAUAGAAUUUCCUUAUCAUUAAAUAUGUUUGCUUCUUGUUAGGGAUCUUCAUCAAAGUACGUUAGCUUUAGCACAGAGUGACCCUCAGGUUCAGGGCUGUCGCUGUCGUGAGCAACCUUAGUAAAUCUGUUUAGGUGAAAAUGUUUUUGCUACUUUUUCAAAUCUUAAAAAAACAUUUCUAUUGGUUUGGUAAACCGCACAGCUGAAUAUUAGCAGGUACCAUUCUUGGACCAAGGUAUAUUUGACUAAUAAUCUUAUUAACACUCUGAUCUGUCUGUGCAUUAUCUGCGCCAUAGCCUGUCUGACAUGUUGGCAUAUUAUUUGGCCCAGGUAUAAUGCCACCAUGUUAUAUUUGGAUUCCGACCACCCUGGGUGAUGUUUUGUAGCACUGCUAUUCACAUACACGUGCAUUUUACAUAUGGCUCUACUGACUGACCCUAUUCAUUUACUGCAUAAAAGUUGCAAAGAUUGGGCAGGGAAUCAAAAACUGAUUUCUGUUUAGGGAUUCAGUAAAAAGGAUAUUGACUGGCAAUAAUAUUAAUGCAGUCUUGCAGACAUUAGGCCUCUCAUAAAAUAGGCAGUUUAAAGGGCCUUCCUACGAAUAGUAAACAAUGUCUGUGUAUAAUAGCCAAGUUUUCACGAAGUCAACCUUGUGACGGCCUUAUUGCGUGUAAAAGCAUGGCCCCGAUUCAGGCCGAGAGCAGUCCGGGGGAAGGAAAGGUCGGAUUCAUAAUUAAGCGUUUCUGUCUUUGUGUAGAGUGUAAGGCUGUCGCUGUUUAGAUGUGAACAAUGCUGUCUUGUCCCACUUGUCUACAGGACUGCAUUAUUAGUUCUUUCUAAUGAUAUUCAAUGUGUAAAUCCCAAGACACUGAGAGAAUGAAGUCUGCCAUUGGUUAAGGUGACUGUGCCAAUUUCUAAAGUAAUCUCUCCGUUUUGAUUUAGUCAUUUAUUUGUUUGCAUUCGCUUCUCUCUGCAGAACUUUGCCAAAGAAUUUGUGAUCACAGACCAUAAGGAGCUGGAGGAAGACUACAUUAGGAACGAGUUAAAGAAAGCUGGUGGUGCCAACUAUGAUGCCCAAAACGAAUAAUUGAAACACUUACUUGGUGCCAUCUGCUGGGAUCUCAAAGAGCAGCCAAUCAAAUGAAAACUGGAAACUAAAGGACACAAUACAAGAAAGACUGGUUUACUCUUUCCAUGUCCCUCUCCUUGCUAGGCCCGCACAACAUGAACAACUGGAAUCCAUGCCACCGUUUCCUCCCUGCUAUCUAAUUCCACCAUAUUGAAUUAAUCACUCCCGCUUUGCUGAGUCCAGGAGGCAAUGCUGUUUCUGGAUACGUCUAUACUGCAGUCUACUUGACAAGCGAAAUCUGUUUAUCCUCCAUUGACUGAAUUAUCCAACAUAGGUUGAAAUGAUGUUAAGGAUUCCUUUCUGGGAUUGGGAAGGCAGAUUUUUUUUUAAAGUUGAGGACUGAAUCCAUCUUUAGCGUUCGUAUAUAAUUUUAGCCAAGAUCAUACCAAGAACAGACUGCAUGUUACCAAUCAAAAGUGAAGAUCGUAGUAGAGUUUUAUGUUUUAAAAGCAUUACCAUGGCAACCAUAGAUAUUAUAGCUGUAACAGGUCUACAUGGAACAUCAUGAAAACACAAUGUAUCUGAUGGCUGUUUCUGUGUGGCUUGGGAGAUUUGGGUUUUUUUCUGUGCUCAGCUCUAAGUUAGAAGUCUACAUUCCUUUAAUUUUAUGGUUAAUAGGUUUCAUUCCAUUUAAAUCCAUUGUCAGUUGAAAAAAAUGAAAACAACCUGUUUUUGUUUUUCUCCUAUAGAACCUAAUCUCCAAUUGUUGUCCAGAAUGCAAAAUCCUAGUUGGUCGUGUCUUGUCCUUAUUAAGGAAAGGACUUUGUCCAUCUCAAUAAUACAACUGAAUAGCUGUCAAUGGUUCCCUAGGUAAAGCAACAAUAUUAUGCUUUAAGCUCCAAAUGAUAAGACCACGAGGUAUAAUGGUACAUUUUUCUGUAAGGACUUGGGGAUUGAUUAUGCAAUUGACAUCAUGACCAAACAUUUGAUACGUGAUUCAUCUUGUCCAAUAACUUCUGUCCUCUAACAACACAACUUAAGGAAACUCUCCCCUGUGACCACACAUAUUGCCUACAGAAUAUGGCCACAUAACAGAUCAAAAUAGAAUGAAUGAAAAUGUAACAUUUCAUAAAAGAUCUACAGUUCAGUUUCAAUCUGUAAUCCAAUUCCCAUUCAUAGUAUAGAAAGAAACUUGUUUUUUUUUUUUUUUUUUUUAAGCGCAGACAUUAGGACAUUAUGAUGUAGGUGUGGGUCUAGAAUCUGUUAAUUGUUUUCAGGCAGAGACAUUUAUUUGGUGAUAAUCUGCUGGGUUUGGGGAUUGCACAUAUUUUUUCAAGUUAAUAUCGUUAAAUAUUAACUUACUAAUGUGUAAAUUUAUACUAAUGGGGAAUUCAAACAGCUGAAAUCUGUGAUGCCAAUUUUGCAUUUCAGAAUUCUGAGUUCUUAAAAGAAUGACCUACCUAGCACAUCGCUGUAAGUAGGUGAUCUUGUGCGCGUGUUCAGAUAAUGACUCACAAUUAGAAGAUGCUCUCGAGUGUUGCUCAUUGGAAGAUUAAUGUUUUUGCCACAAAAAAAUUGACAGUUCUUGCGGUAUACGAAUUUUACAUUUGAAACAUUUGACCUUAACAGCUGUGAUCCUGAAAGUGCCUGCGGCCUGUUGAAUGUGCAAUAGUCAGCUUUGUUGUACGAGCUGUAUAACACAGUAACAAUUGAUCUCGUUUGGCAUGUGGGUGCAUAACAUACGUUUUACAACAUAGUAACAAUGCAGCUCUGUUGGCAUGUGGGCAUGUAACAUAGGAAGCCACAAUAAGACUCCAAGACGUAACAGUAGAAUUAAAAAACACACAUUUGUGUAAACAAAACAACAGUAUUGCACAAAAUGAGUUUUUCUCUUUUCGAUGCAAUGUAAAUUGGUUAAUGAACACUUUACACUGGAAGCAGACUAUGAUAAUGUUUAAAACUAUUGCAAUCAGGUCACUGAAAUUUUACCAACCAAACUCAUCAUUUAAAAGGGAAGUGUUACAGAGUAGGACUCGUGGAAUCACUUGGUUUGAAAAACCAUUAAAAUAAAAUUGUUCAUUUUUUUUUCUUUUUUCAAAAGUAACGUUUCUGAGUGUUAUUUUAAAUUGUUAAAGCUGGGUGUCUGAAUAUAUUAUCCCAAAAUGUAGUGUUUUGUUUUACUUUAUGAAUCUAUUAUCCUACUUUGAACAUGAAUAGGGGCAUUGAGUGAGAUUGUGUGUGUGUGUGUGUGUGUGUGUGUGUUAUCAUUCUGUUUCAGUCCCAAUGGGGACUCUCGG
Molecule: messenger RNA, 16049 nt
Organism: Pelobates cultripes (western spadefoot toad)
Lineage: Eukaryota; Metazoa; Chordata; Amphibia; Anura; Pelobatidae
Source: the annotation of a GenBank genome assembly